Molecule: messenger RNA, 1449 nt
Organism: Meloidogyne enterolobii
Lineage: Eukaryota; Metazoa; Nematoda; Chromadorea; Rhabditida; Meloidogynidae
Source: the annotation of a GenBank genome assembly
AUGAAUUUAAUACAAAAAUUUAUUUUAUUUUUAUUUAUUUUUAAUUUAAAAAUUAAUUGCUUUAAUAAAUUUUUUAAAACAAAAAAUUUAAAUAAAAUAAAUAAUCUUCCCGGUUUAGAAUCUGAAAUUAAUUUUAAUCAUUAUUCUGGUUAUUUACAAGUCUCAAAUUAUCAUUUUUUACAUUACUGGUUUGUUGAAUCACAAAAUGACCCAGAAAAUGAUCCAAUUAUUUUUUGGUUUAAUGGAGGUCCAGGCUGUUCCUCUAUGGACGGAUUACUUAAAGAAAUGGGCCCCUAUUUAGUUAAUCCAGAUGGGCGUUCUUUAAGGUUAAAUAAAUAUUCUUGGAAUAAAAAUGCUUCUGUUGUUUAUAUUGAAUCUCCAGUAGGUGUUGGGUAUUCUUAUUCUGAAGCUUGGUCUUUAAUUGAAAUUGAUGAUGAACAAACAGCCAAAGAGAAUUAUGAAGCAGUUAAACAAUUCUUUGAAUUAUACCCUUCAUUUCGAAAUAAUUAUCUAUUUAUAAGCGGUGAGUCUUAUGCUGGUGUCUAUGUUCCUUCACUUUGUGCUUUAAUUGUUGAUGGACAAAAAGAAUAUCCACUUAAAUUAACUGGAAUGAUGAUUGGAAAUGGGUAUAUGAAUGCUAGAUUAGAUAUAGAUACAACUAUUAAAUUUGCAUAUGCACACGGUUUAGUUGAUGAAAAAUUAUGGCAAUUAAUGAGAGAAGAAUGCUGUAAUGGAUGUUUUGAUGGAUGUGAUUUAAGUAUGAUGUCAAAUUAUUUUUGUCAAAAUAAGGUCGAAGAAAUUUUUGAAUUUGUUUGGCUAGGUGGAUUGAAUCCAUAUGAUUUAUAUAGAGAUUGUGAUUCAUUCUCUCCUUUAAAUUCACCAAAAAUGCAUGCAAUUAGACGUGGUUUACUUCCGACAAAAAUAAAUGAGAGAAUUGUAGCGAAAAGUAUUUUGAACCGUAAUACUCGAAGUGCUCGAUUUAUUAAUGAUGAUUUAAAUAAUGUAACAGAAGUCAGUUCUAAUGUUGCUACAGAUCCAGGAAUUCCUUGUUUAGAUGUUCGGCAAGCACUUAACAUUCCUUCACAUUUGGGUAAUUGGUCAAUAUGCAAUGAGGAUGUUAGCAAUAAUUAUAAUCAAAUAUAUUCCGAUAUGUCCCCAUUUGUUAAAAAAGUAUUGGGAGCUAAAGUUAAAACACUUUUGUAUUAUGGAGAUACAGAUAUGGCUUGUAAUUUCCUUUUGGGCCAACAAUUUGCCUCACAACUUGGAUAUAGGGUAAUAAUGGACGCAAAACCGUGGAGAGUUGAUGGACAGAUUGCCGGAUUUAAAACAAAAUAUACAAAUGGAUUAACCUUUAUUACAAUUCGAGGCGCUGGACAUAUGGUACCGGAAUGGAGAGCCCCUCAAAUAUUUUACGCGAUACAAAAUUUUUUAAAUUAUGGGGAAGUUUAA